Messenger RNA from Xenopus tropicalis (tropical clawed frog), 1847 nucleotides. It is a transcript of the gene gsg1l2l, whose product is annotated as GSG1 like 2 like. Gene Ontology annotation, biological process: regulation of signaling; regulation of transport; regulation of cell communication. Bases 782 to 1750 code for a protein of 322 amino acids. The transcript has 6 exons. Gene Ontology annotation, cellular component: asymmetric synapse; plasma membrane; synapse. The record is from RefSeq and is a predicted model, not a curated record. Lineage: Eukaryota; Metazoa; Chordata; Amphibia; Anura; Pipidae.
GUGAUCUCCGAGCAUUCAUCAUCCCUGCUCUGCAGUGCACCAGCAGCUGAGUAAUAACUGGGGGGAAAACAUGCCUCAUUUAUCCCUAUCCGGGGAAUCAUGAAAUGCAACACAGGGCAGCGUUCAAUUGGGAGGCCUAGGGAUGCCAGGCUGAGCUGCUGAAGGCAGGAGGAUCAUGGGCAAGGUGGUGAUACAGGGAAUCCUGGUUUAACAACAAUAAAGGUCGUCCAUCAGAACUACUGAAAACAUUUCUGUACUCCCUAUAACAUAUCAAAUAGUGGAUUAAAGUAACUCAGCAACCCAUGGUCUAAAACUACAGCUUCAACUUCCACUGUGCCUUUAAUGUAAAUAGGAAUUAUGAGGUCCCUUUGAUAUUACGUCUUAUUAUUUUGUAGUAUAUACAACUGGCUUUCUAAAGAGCAGCCUGCAUGCACUUUAUUGUCCAAGAAAGAUAAGAUAGGCAGUGUUAUAUCCGUGUGAGAUGAAAGCAAUAGGAGCAUAUCUAAUAGGUUAGCUAGAUGCCGUUGAAGAGCGGAGAUGUGUGCUGAUCGCAUAUGUAGGACAGAAGGCGAGGGAGUGUUAAUAAAUGAAAUGAAAUAGAGGACAUUUUAAUGGAAUAUGUUAACAAAGAAGAAAGAGCUGGAAAGGAAAUAAGACACAAACUACCACAAAAUGUGCAUAUCCACAAAGCAGCAGUUCAAAGUGCAACACUGAACUAGAAGAAAAAAUGGACAGAGAUAUUGAGGCCUAAUACAACUGUUAUUGCCAUUGUGGAUUAAAUAUGGAGCUCAGCAGAAGGAACAGAUCUUUAUUAUCUGUGGUUCUCAAUCUCCUAGCCCUUAGUUUCUCAGUGGCUGCCUUCUUUACCAGCUACUGGUGUGAGGGAACACACAAGGUGGUGAAACCCCCCUGCCUUUCCGCAGUGAAGAGCAAGAACUGCCAAGCACUGGCGCUGAACAGCAGCUCCACCGGUAGUGAUGCCACAGAUACAAACGGAACGCUCAAUCCAAACGUGGUUCACUACAACUGGGAGACUGGGGAUGACAAAUAUGCUUUCAAGUACUUUCACACUGGUUUCUGGUUCUCCUGUGAAAAACAUCAAGGGGAAGAGGCCUGCCGAAGCUUUAUUGAGCUGUCACCGGACUCGGAAAAAGGUGUCCUUUGGCUGUCGGUGAUCUCUGAGUUUCUGUACAUUAUCCUCCUAAGCCUUGGCUUUCUGCUCAUGUGUUUGGAAUUCUUCUCCUCCAGUAACUUUAUCGAUGGGCUUAAAAUAAAUGCAUUUGCCGCCAUCAUCACUGUGCUGUCAGGCCUUCUAGGAAUGGUAGCACAUAUGAUGUACAUGACAGUCUUCCAAGUCACUGUCAAUCUUGGUCCAAAGGACUGGAGACCACAAACAUGGUACUAUGGCUGGUCCUUUGGCUUGGCCUGGCUCUCAUUCACACUCUGCAUGUCGGCCUCUGUGCUUACACUCAACACUUACACCAAAACCAUCCUGGAGUUCAAGUACCGCCGGAGGAUCUUUGAGAAGAACGUACGUGAGUGCAACCCAUUCCUGGACCCGGAGAUGGUGCGAUUCCUCUGGGAGAAGUACAUCUUCUCCGUCAGCAGCACAGUAGAGGACCCUUUCAACUGGCACAAAGGAUUUGGUAGCCCCAUAUUCGUGGAUAUUGGAAGCAUCACCGAUCUCCCUGGUGCUGUUAAAGAGGAGGAAAGAGGGAUGGAUUUGGAGGACGAUGGCGAUCAAUGCUAGACUAGAAAUACUACCAGCUGUACAAUAUAAAUGUCUUAAUAUUACUUCUAACACACACCUAUAUGUACCAAUAAAGCACUUCAUUCUUUUCAGGAAA